AUGGAGUCCAAGAUGGGAUCCCAGACUGCGAUUCACCAUGAACAAGAGUUUCACGAGAAAAGCCAUCCUCAUCCGGCGCAUGGCAUAGUCGAUGCAGCUCAUUUAUUUCAAGAGGACAGUAGCGGCAGGGUGACCGGAAGACUUCUCAUUCCACGACCUACUGAAGAUCCAAAAGACCCGCUGACUUGGAGCCUAUGGAGGAAACAUCUCGCCCUGGCGACAAUUUGCUUUUUUGUAUUUUUAUCCAACUACAUAACAGCGUCCAUCACCCCGAUUCUGGUUCAUAUCAUCCAAGAUUUUGAGGUUAGUCUGACCAAAGCAAGCUACCUCAUCACAUUCAAUAUUCUGUUCUUGGGAAUUGGGAACCUGUUUUGGAUCCCACUGUCGUUGAAAAUUGGGAAGAGACCAGUCCUUUUGCUGAGCUCAGCCAUCUUCUUUGCGUCAAGUAUUUGGGCUGCAGUGGCUCAAUCAUGGGGGUCCUUAUUUGGAGCCCGCAUCAUACAGGGGUUUGGGGCCAGUUCGUCGGAGGCCCUGGGGCCCUCUGUUGUUGCAGAUCUCUAUUUCCUGCACGAAAGAGGAACCAAAGUGGGAGUGUACACUUUCAUGAUUGCAGGUGGCAGUGCCCUGGGGGGUACUUUCGCUGGCCUCGUGGCCGACGCGAACCCAGAUUGGCGUUGGGUCUUCUGGAUGAAUACUAUCUUGACCGGCGUUUGUUUCCUGAAUACGGUUCUGUUUCAGGCCGAAACAAACUUCCAACGACCAGGUGAAUUUGAGACUGGCGAGGGACUCGAAUCAUCUCGGCUGGCAAGCAUCCGAGCUCGAGCCAAUCCCAGUUGGUUCAAAUCGCUCAAGAUCACAUCGUGGUACGAUAGAGAAACCUCCAUCUGGUGGCUGUGGUGGAGACCGUUUCUCAUGCUUCAGUAUCCAGCUGUCGUUUGGGGUAGUAUCACUUAUGGAGUUACUCUCGGCUGGGUGGUGUUGCAGCAAACUGCCAAUGCGUCAGCUUUCCCGGAGCUUUAUGGGUUCAGUGAACUCGCUGUUGGCAACAUCAACCUUGCUGUGAGUCCAUGGUGUCUGAUUGACUUCCUCUGCUAA
Molecule: messenger RNA, 1095 nt
Organism: Rhinocladiella mackenziei CBS 650.93
Lineage: Eukaryota; Fungi; Ascomycota; Eurotiomycetes; Chaetothyriales; Herpotrichiellaceae
Exons: 4
Coding region: 1-1095 (364 amino acids)
Biological process (GO): transmembrane transport
Molecular function (GO): transmembrane transporter activity
Source: RefSeq, a predicted model, not a curated record